Penicilliopsis zonata CBS 506.65 is the source of this 2835-nucleotide messenger RNA. RefSeq lists its product as hypothetical. Gene Ontology annotation, biological process: regulation of DNA-templated transcription. The record is from RefSeq and is a predicted model, not a curated record. The coding region runs from base 25 to 2679 and encodes 884 amino acids. Gene Ontology annotation, molecular function: zinc ion binding; DNA-binding transcription factor activity, RNA polymerase II-specific. The transcript is spliced from 12 exons. Lineage: Eukaryota; Fungi; Ascomycota; Eurotiomycetes; Eurotiales; Aspergillaceae.
GUUUGCUCCCACUAAGAGCAGAACAUGGCCUCCUUUGCCCACCUCUUUGACGGAGACGGUCGGUGGGGGUCCCCCGCUGCUCUGGGGCCCGCCCAGAGCCCGACCGCCGACGGUAAAGCCGCUGUUCUGCACCACCCCACGGGGAAGACAAACCGCUCCGACGCGCCAGAUGACGAGCCCCAGCCUAAGCGGGCUAAGAUGGCCCUGUCCUGUUCGGAGUGUAAGCGGCGCAAGAUCAAAUGCGAUAGGAACGUCCCCUGUACGGCCUGCUUGAAAAGGGGCGCCGGCGACGCAUGUAACUGGGACAACGCGCGCAUCGAGCCCGCGCCACAGCCUUUUGCCUUGAGCUCUGAGAUGCGCGAUGUGCAGGCGCGGUUGCGCGCCGUCGAAGACGCUGUUCUCGCCCUGCGGCAGGGCAGCAGCGGCGGCAGCAGUGUCGACUUUAUCGACAGCGAGGUAGCGGCCAAGCGGACUCCAACUGCUGUCGCUGGUGCUAGUCUUAAUGCUCCUGGCAGUGGUGCCCCGGAUGCUAAUGGUAGCGCGACGCGGGCUCCUGUAGCUGCGAGUACUGCUACGAGUACUGCUGCUGCUGCUGCCACGGGUACUGCUGCACCGGCUACUGCCGCGGCUCCUGUAGGAUCAACAACCUCGGAUGAAGGGCUUUCACUUGCUCUGCAUGAUCCUGCCGAGGACGCGGCAGUCACGCUGGAGAGCAUCGCGUUCAACCCGCCUGGCAGCGGGCCUCGGCGGUCGGUCAUUGCUCACGAGUACUGGCGCGGAAGCGUGUUGACCCCGUCGUCUGAAGGAACGAUGAUGGGUGCAGACCACGGUGGUGAUCGCGUCGUCGAUCUCGAGCUCACCGCGGCCCGUACGAGCAUCAUCUCGCCGCCCUGGGAUGCCUCGCUGGCGCGGUACAAUCCCAUCCUCAUGGGCGUGGGGAGUAUCGAUGGCGGCACCUUUGAGGAGCUGCAGAUGCAUAGGGCGACCCUGUUGCAGGGGCUGCUCGGUGCCUUGCCCACCGUGCGCCAGAGCUAUUAUCUUGCCGCCCAGUAUUAUGAUACCGUCCACUGGCGGUCGAACGUCUUGCAUUGGCCUUCCUUCCAGGCAGAGCUCGACCGCUUCUGGGAUAUGGUCCAGCAGGGCCGCCACGGCGAGAUUGACCCCCUCUGGCUCGCCGUCUUCUACAUGGUCAUGGCCUUGGCUCUCGAUAACCGGCCUGCAGCCAUCGAUCCCAGCCAUCCCUUCCACGCCGAGUCGCUGCAGGGCCUAGACGAGCUGACCAGCAAGUAUCACGCCGUCAGUGUCCGUGCUCUCUAUCUAGGCGAUGCUAUGACGAGUCCACGUUUGCGAACUAUCCAAACCGUCAUCCUUUUCAACCAGUUCUUCCAGACUUCCGGGCGAAAGGCAGAUAUGCUCCUUACCUGGACAGCCCUGGCCAUCCGCACAGCGCAGGUAAUGGGACUGCACGUCUUGGGUAGUGAUCCUGAAAGGAUGCCCCCCGACGACCCGGCAUGGCCGCCCGGGAAGAACGCCGUUAAACGCCAUCUUGCCCUGCGCACCUGGACGGCCCUCCAGUGGGUCGACUGGAUGGGCGCCAGCGCACGGUUCCGCAGCUACAUGAUCCAUCCGGAACAGUGCACGUCCCAGCCCGUUGCCAACGUCAACGACGGCGAUCUCUCGUCGACGGACUGGCGCUUCACGACGCAACCGGCGCGCGUGGCUACCUCCAACUCCUUCGAGGUGUAUAAAUGGCAUAUUGCAGAUAUGCUCCGGCAGACCUACGACCGACUGAUCACCCAUGUCGAUCGGUUUUCCUAUGCAGGAGUGCUGCAUCUGGAUGCUGGAUACCGCAAGAUCGAAGAGGAUCUGCCUGAUGCAUACCGAUACGAACAAGAGGGCGAGGAUUUGAAAGUCCGCUGGCAACGAAAUGUCGCUCUGGAAGGGAUCCACUCGCGCAUCGUCCGCCUGCACCGCCCGUUCCUUUCCAGAGGAUACGCCCGCGAGUCGAAAUGUGUGUACUCGCGAGAGCAAUGUUUACGGUCCGCGCGGAUCGUGGUGGACUGUCACUACAACCUGCGCGACCUGACCACGCGGGGGACGUUCUGGUUUGUCUAUUCGCAUACGCUUGGCGCCGCGCUGGUCCUUUUCCUCGACCUCUUUUGGUCGAUUGACAACCACAUGCCUCCGGCCGAGAUCAACGAGCGGAUGAGCGUGAUCGCAAUGGUACACGACAUCUUCUCCAUGUACAGCGAGAUCAGCAACUCGUCGUUACGGAACAUCGUCGAGUCUGCGUUCCGCAUCAUCAGCGACCUGUCAAGCGAGGCGAGAAACAGACAAACCGUCGAAGGCGUCAAGCCGCCCUUCGCCGAGAUCCUGAAGCGCGUCGCCCGCAAGGUCUCGCUGGACAGCGCAUCACAGACGCAGCCUGCCGUGACUCUUCCGCCACAGCCUCUCUCGCUCGAUGCAUGGAAUCUGCCCAUGCCGCAGGAGGCUUUGAAUUCAGGGUUCUACUCUGCUUUGGGUGUGCAGAACCAUGAAACGAUGGAUGAUCCGUCGUUCGCGAAUCUAUGGACCUUGAAUUACUCGCCGUCGCAGGACUCACCGAACGAUAGUCUGUCCUUUCUCAAUGUGGCCCAGCCGAGGGAUAACUAUGAGCUGUGGAGGUUUUUGGCAGGAUGAUGCAUCAUGAUUGCGGAUGACUAUGAUACCAUUUCAUAUUAAUACUUUGAUUCUCUUAUCUAUAGUCUAUAUAAAUAAUUGUAAAUAGUUGCAAAGUGGCUACUGUCACACGAAGCAAGGGGUGACCUCACAUCAAAACACUUGUAUAGAAAGUAU